Elaeis guineensis (African oil palm) is the source of this 1926-nucleotide messenger RNA. RefSeq names its product diphosphomevalonate decarboxylase MVD2, peroxisomal. The record is from RefSeq and is a predicted model, not a curated record. Gene Ontology annotation, cellular component: cytosol. Gene Ontology annotation, molecular function: diphosphomevalonate decarboxylase activity. Gene Ontology annotation, biological process: isoprenoid biosynthetic process; isopentenyl diphosphate biosynthetic process, mevalonate pathway. Lineage: Eukaryota; Viridiplantae; Streptophyta; Magnoliopsida; Arecales; Arecaceae.
CUCACUUCCCCUGCAGCCACUCCAUCCUUCUCCCCGACCGCGAAAAUUUCGAAACGUUCUCGAACUCGGGGAGGGAGCGAGAGAAGCGAACGAGAACUACUCCCCUUCCCUUCCCGCAAGCGCCCUCUCUCUCUCGUCCGCUCUCUCUCUGGUGAUCGCAUCUCGUCGCCGGAUUAAUUUAUCUCGGAAUCCGCCAGGCAGCGAAUCUUGAGGCAGUUUUCGGAUCUCCUCUCCGCUCGGAAGUUAGGAUUUCUCUCGGAGCAGAUCCGGGGUUUAGGGUUUUAGUGCAGGAGGGGAUUGUUCGGGUUGGAGAUGGCGGCGGAGACGCAGAGCUGGGUUCUGAUGGCCACAGCGAGGGCUCCGACCAACAUUGCGGUGAUCAAGUACUGGGGGAAGCGCGACGAGGCCCUGAUCCUUCCCAUCAAUGAUAGCAUCAGCGUCACGCUCGAUCCGGAUCAUCUCUCGGCAACUACUACUGUUGCUGUUAGCCCUAGCUUCAAGCAAGAUCGGAUGUGGCUUAAUGGCAAGGAGAUCUCGCUCUCUGGAGGGAGAUACCAGAACUGUCUGAGGGAAAUCCGGAAACGUGCAGGUGAUGUUGAGGAUGAGAAGAAGGGCAUUCGGAUCAAGAAGGAAGAUUGGGAGAAAAUGCAUUUGCACAUUGCUUCGUAUAACAACUUCCCCACUGCUGCUGGAUUGGCUUCUUCAGCUGCCGGAUUUGCCUGUCUUGUUUUUACCCUCGCAAAGUUGAUGAAUGUGAAGGAAGAGCAUGGAGAUCUUUCUGCUAUUGCAAGGCAAGGGUCAGGCAGUGCAUGUCGCAGCAUGUAUGGUGGGUUUGUCAAAUGGACAAUGGGAAAUGAUGCUGAUGGGAGUGACAGCAUUGCAGUUCAACUUGCUAGUAACACACAUUGGGAUGACCUUGUUAUUAUCAUAGCAGUGGUAAGCUCAAAGCAGAAAGAAACAAGUAGCACCACAGGAAUGCGUGAGAGUGUCGAGACAAGUCCACUUUUAGAAUAUCGGGCCAAGACGGUUGUCCCUAAUCGAGUGUUACAAAUGGAAGAAGCAAUCAAAAGUCAUGAUUUUGCAUCUCUUGCCAGGCUAACCUGUGCAGAUAGCAAUCAGUUCCAUGCAGUCUGUUUGGAUACUAGCCCUCCUAUAUUCUACAUGAACGAUACAUCACACAGGAUAAUCAGCCUUGUUGAAAGAUGGAACCGGUCUGAAGGAUCACUGCAGGUGGCGUACACUUUUGAUGCGGGGCCCAACGCUGUUCUGAUUGCGCCAAACCGAAAAGUGGCUGGUCUUCUGCUUCAGAGACUUCUGUUUCAGUUCCCCCCACCUCCAGAAAGCGAGUUGGCUAGCUACAUAUUAGGGGACAAAUCGAUACUGCAUGAAGCUGGUUUGCAAUCGAGGAAAGAUGUCGAAGAUCUGCCACCACCUGUUGAAAUCAAGGAUAAGGUCCCAUCACAAAAGUUUCCAGGUGAUGUUAGCUAUUUCAUCUGCACUCGGCUUGGGAGCGGUCCAAGGCUGCUAACUGAUGAAAAUCAAGCUCUUAUUAGUCCUGAAACUGGAUGUCCAAAAUGAACUACAGCAAGGAGGUGAACGAUUUUCAUUGGAUUUACCUCGUAGUUUUAUUUUCCAUCAAGCUUGAUGAAUAAAUUAGUUGUGGAAAUAAUCCCUUGAUAGCACUGGCUUUGCUCAAAUGUCGCCAAAUGACUUUGAUGGUCAAUCUUCCACUCGAAUGAGGAUGGCUUGUCAUUCAAUGUUGUACCAAUCUAGGAAUCCUGAACUGGGAUCGGUGCCUCAAAAUUUUGUACUCUUAGUUGUGGCGGCGAGGUGUAACUGGUGCAUUAUUUUAGACACUUCUACGUUGCUUUCUGUUCCUUUCGUCCUGUUUCUAACUUGUUAAUCUCAAGUUUGUUUUGUCUCUUC